Didymodactylos carnosus is the source of this 1217-nucleotide messenger RNA. Lineage: Eukaryota; Metazoa; Rotifera; Eurotatoria; Philodinida; Philodinidae. The record is from the annotation of a GenBank genome assembly.
AUGGCCGCAGGUGGCGUAGCUGUACAGCGAAAUGCACGAGUCUCUGACAUAGCUGAUGAACCGCACAGGAUGUUGAUGCCCAUUCGGGGCUAUGAUGAAAAGCCUUUGGUAUCACUCGAAGAAGCCGUCAAGCCACUUGUCUCGAUUUUACCCGGAGUUCAAGAUUAUGUCUAUGUGGCCAAACAAAGAUGCGAAGAAGAUCCUGCCGAUGGCCUGUCACAAGAUGAAUCAGCGUCUAUUAUUCUCUACUCAAUGGAAUGGGAACCACAAGAGCAAUGUCUUUAUUACGUCCUCAAUGCAACUCUCCGUGCUGAAGAUCGAGGACAACUGAAACCGUGGUUUCUGUACUUCAAACUUCUCCUCACUGCUCUCGCUCGACUCCCAUCCACGCGUCAUUUCGUCUAUCGAGGAGUGAAAAUAGACUUAAGCAAACAAUAUCCAGCAGGAAAAACCUUCGUUUGGUGGGGCUUCUCGUCAUGCACAUCAAGCAUUCAGGUGCUCGAGAAUAAACAGUUUUUGGGCACAACAGGCGUGAGGACAAUGUUCACCAUCGAUUGUGAUUCGGGCAAAGAUAUCUGUCGGCAUUCUUAUUACCAAUCCGAGGAAGAAAUUCUUCUCCUUGCUGCUCGACAGUUCAAAGUUGUCGCAUGUUUACAACCGGCACCUGAUCUUCACAUGAUUCAACUCAAAGAGAUCCAGUCUCCUAUUCUACUUCUGCAACCAGUGACUCUCACCUCUCUGGCGAAUAAAACAUCUACUGGUGCUCAAAAGGAAGACAAAACAAGUGUCGCUGGUCAUGUGACCAAAGUCCAAAUUGACAAAUCGAAAAGUGAGGCAAAAGAACAGACGAAAACAGAUCUAAAACAAAACUUCUUCAUGCAUUUUAACCUUCGAGGAUCGAUCAAUCGACGACUGACACAAUUUGGUUCCGGCGCCUAUUCACUCGGUACUCUUGUGCACUUCAGUGAUCCGACGUAAGUCAUGGGAUCGACUGAAUGUGUACAUCAUUGGUUCUUCUUUUUUUUCUUCAUCUGUCUAGACAAUCGGUACAACUCAAUGUACUUACGUAUGAUGCAGUCUCAUACCAUGAGCUCAGUUAUAAGAAAGUCGACGAUAUUCCACGCGAUAUUCCUGCGACACAGAUGACUUGUAAAUUGUCUUUAUAAACCUAAGUUCGACAGCGAAAAACGAAUGAUAUGUUUUUUGUAGGGAUCAAU